This is a messenger RNA of Mesitornis unicolor (brown roatelo), 757 nucleotides long. RefSeq names its product glutathione S-transferase zeta 1 (gene GSTZ1). The coding region runs from base 12 to 659 and encodes 215 amino acids. Gene Ontology annotation, biological process: glutathione metabolic process; L-phenylalanine catabolic process. NCBI's taxonomy places the organism in Eukaryota, Metazoa, Chordata, Aves, Mesitornithiformes, Mesitornithidae. Gene Ontology annotation, cellular component: cytoplasm; mitochondrion. Gene Ontology annotation, molecular function: maleylacetoacetate isomerase activity; glutathione transferase activity. The record is from RefSeq and is a predicted model, not a curated record. The transcript has 9 exons.
ACACACUGACCAUGGCAUCUGAAAAGCCGAUACUUUACAGCUAUUUCCGAAGUUCCUGCUCUUGGAGGGUGCGAAUCGCACUGGCUCUGAAAGGGAUUGCCUAUGACGUGGUGCCUGUGAACCUCGUGAAGGAUGGAGGACAGCAGUUUUCUGCUGAAUUCAAGGCAGUGAAUCCAAUGCAGCAAGUCCCAGCCUUGAAAAUUGAUGGCAUCACCCUUUCUCAGUCGCUAGCUAUAAUUAAUUACCUAGAAGACACUCAUCCUACACCCAGGCUCCUGCCCCAAGAUCCAAAGAAAAGAGCCCAAGUCAGAAUGAUCACAGAUCACAUCGUUACUGGCAUUCAGCCACUCCAGAACCAGGGUAUCCUGAAACAGAUGGGGGAGAAAAAUAUGGAAUGGGCCCAGAACUGCAUCGGGUUUGGCUUCCAAGCACUGGAACAGAUUCUGAAGCACACUGCUGGGCGCUACUGUAUGGGGGAUGAAGUUUCCAUGGCUGACCUGUGCUUGGUGCCUCAAGUUUACAAUGCUGAAAGAUACAAAGUGGACAUGGACCCAUAUCCCACAAUAACCAGAAUAAACAAAGCUCUCUUAGAGUUGGAGGCAUUCAAAGUCAGCCACCCAUCCAGGCAGCCAGAUACUCCUGCAGAGCUGCGAGCAUGAAGCCCUUCUGCUCAUUAAAUCAAGUAAGCUGGAGUGUCAAAGAGGACAACAGCUACAGUUUGAGUAGGACUUCAGUGCCAGCAGGAAGCCCUCGUGCU